Ectocarpus siliculosus is the source of this 4640-nucleotide messenger RNA. The record is from the annotation of a GenBank genome assembly. Lineage: Eukaryota; Phaeophyceae; Ectocarpales; Ectocarpaceae.
AUGCGCACGCAGAGCAUUCGUGGAAAGCAAACGCCGCCGACAUGUACGACGUUCUGGAAUACCGCCUUCGCAACAACGACCGCGACCUUCAGAGCCUGCUCUCGAGGAGUACCGACCGCCUUGCGAAGCGGCGGCGACGGCGAUGACCGCCGAAUAGUCAACAGCGAUUCGGCCGCGGCAGGAGCGGCGGCUGAGAGCGCGGGCGGGGUGGCCGCGCAGAUGGGACAUGCACAGGGCAUGGGUAUGCCCAGCGGCCCCGGGGUUGGCGAAACGGCGGCGGCGGCGGCAGGCGAAGGGGCGGUCGUAACGCCUACCCGGCCGAUAGGGGGAGGAGAGAGCGGUGGGAGGGGGGGUUCGGCGACAGCGGGGCUUGGGCCGCCGGUACCCCCUAGCGUCGGUGGUAACACCGGCAGCUGUGGUCUAGGCCAGGCAGCAGGUGGCGGCGGCAGCGGUGGGGGGGCGUGGUUGAGACCGGGCACGACCGCAAAGAGCGGCGGUAACGUCGACGGGGUGCUGGGGACGCCCCCCCGCCUGCCUCGGCCCCUGGCCGACGGCAUGAUCGUGGAGGCCGCGACGGAGGCCGCUCGCUGGCUUGCGAUAGACGACCGCACGUGGCACCAGGGCAAGAAGUUCAUGGACGAGUGCAUCGCCGACUGCCCCAACGAGAAGAACCUUAUCCGGAGGAAGCUCACGCCGGACCAGUGGCGGGAGUCAAAGAUAAAAAGUAUCAAGGCGUCGAUCGCCGCCGACCCCUCGCUGGCUACUUCCCGGCACGUGAACAAGUCGGCCUUUCCGAUGGACGGCUGGACCCCCCUUCACGCCGCCGCCGCGAAGGGCAACGUGGAGUUCGUGAAGGUGCUGCUUGAGGUACCCGGGGUUAGCGCGUGGGCCGUGGACCUCCAAGGGAGGACCGCGCUAGCUCUUGCCGCCGCCGAGGGGCACCUCGAUCUGUGCCUGCUCCUCAAGGCCAGGAUGGAGAUGGAGUCCGCGGACACGAUCGUGGGCGUGAACGCUCCCGUGGACCUGUCGGGAAGGACGCCGCUGGCCUGGAGCGUCAAGGCCGCGCGGCAGAAGCGGAACAAAGAGGUAGAAGAACACCUCUACGCCGCCGGCGACGCCAGCGUGUGCCCCGCAACGCCGGCGGCCCUGCGCAGCGGGGGGGGUCGCACGGGGACCAAGGGGGCAGGGGGUGGGGGGCUGGGCGGCACGGCAAGGACGGGGGCCGGCCGCGGGGCCGCCGAGAGCAUCGGGGACGGGCUCCCCUGCGGGUACUCGGACGCGCCAGGCUGGAGGAUAGAGAUGGAGGACGCCAUCUGCCGGCACAACCCCAUCCCGGCGAACGACCCGGAGUCGCGCGAGGCUCCCCCUGCGGACCCCACGAGCAUGUUCGGCAUUUUCGACGGACACGGCGGCGACUUCACGUCCACGUUCUGCGCGAGAGAGCUCAUCGAGUGCCUGCGGGGGACAUCCGGAUGGAAGUCUGGCGACAGGGCUCUGGCUAAGCUGUGCCCGUCGGUGAUGGAAGCUUUCGUGAACGUCGACGAGCUCCUCGCCAAGCAGCCGAGGAUGGUCGUCACGGAGAGGAAGAACCCCUCCGAUGGAAAGCGGUUCGAGGCGAGGGAUGGCAGCGGGAGCACAGCGGUGGUGUCCCUCGUAACGCCUGCGCACGUGAUCGUCGCCAACGCUGGCGAUUCCCGCGCCAUCCUGAUCAUGGUUCCCCCCGACCACAACAGCAACAGCGGCAGCGGCAAGGGCAAGACGAGCAAGGUCAACAGCAGAAGCGACGGCACGAAGAUAACCGCCAGCGGCGGCGGCGGCGGCGGCGGCAGCAGCAGGGUGGGUGCGGAGAACAAGAAGGGCGCGGCGGAGACUAUGGCUGAAGCGUUGGGGCUAAGGCUUGGCGGCGAACGGAACUCCGGUGUAGAAGAGGAGAAGGGAGAGGAGGCCACGACCGUUGGCAGGCUAGAGGCAGAAGGGGAAGGGGGGGGGCUCAACGACUCGGUGAGGCUGGAAGACCAAGAAGAGGACGAUGACAACGAGGGGUGCGAGUUCGAUGGUGCCGACAAGAUUCGCGAGCUGCUGGAGUCGAUGAUGCUCGGCGGCGAGGCCAAGGAAGACGGCGGCGGCGGCGGCGGCGGCGGCGGCGGCGACGGAGCAAGACGGGACCGUGAUGAUGGCGGCGGGGGUGCGGGGGGGGUGAUGGUGACCGCGAUGAGCAGGGAUCACACCGCGGAGGACGAGGCGGAGAGGGAGCGGGUAACAGCGGCCGGAGGCAAGGCGUUCGAGGUGCCCUACACGGAGCAGGACGGGACGACUUGCGUGGUGGUACGAACCGCCUACGAUGACAAGGUGGAGGGCCAGAGCGUGGUGCCCACCAGAGGCUUCGGCGACCUGUACUACAAGCAGAGGAAGGACGACGACGGGAACCUGCUGCCCCCGGCGCAGCAGGUGGUGACGUGUUGCCCAGAGAUCAUGGUCCACGAGCGCGGGUCGAGCGGACAGGAAGAGCUUCUCCUUCUCGCCUGCGACGGGGUGUGGGACGUGUUCAAAGACCAGGACGCGGGGGAGUUCCUGGUGAAGACCCUGGACGUGCCCGUGGGGCAGGUCACGGGAGAACAGCUCGCCCUCGCCUGCGAUGCCCUCGUGAACGAGUGCCUGAGGAGGGGGUCGACGGACAACAUCACCGCCAUGGCGGUGUCGCUGGGGUCGGGACCCCCGCCCCGGCCCUCGUCGGCUGGCGGGAGAGUUCUGUUCAGCGACGGCCAGUAAUAGCGGAACCGCUAUCUACGCGAAACUCCACGGACUUUGAUUUGAGUAUUUUACACGCAUUAGUCUCUUUCCGGAGCCCCCAGCAGCUAGCUGGCGGGAGAGUUCUGUUGGGUGAUGGCCACUAUAAUAGUGGAACCGCCCUCGCCGAAACUCAAUGGAUUUGAUUUUUGAGUCUUUACACUCGUCAGACUCCUCCGGAGCACAGCAGUCAGUCAACCCUACUCCCGGUAGGCGGCGAGUUGCCUUGACAUAUUCGUUUUGGGUGGCGUCGUUUGACGCGUGGUAUUUUCCGUUUCAUCAAGAAUUAGUUCGGGAGGCCCGGCAAGCUUGUUGCUUGCUUGCGUUUUCGGUAUGAAUUCUGGCGAUUUUUCGUCCAAGCCACGACCACAACAUAUAUAUGGUCGUAAAUGUGGCGAAUAUUUUUGGUGGGUCGCGGAAGGCGCGCUGGUGUUGUUGCUGUUGUUCUCAUCGCGAUCCCGCCCGUGGGGAUGGCAGCGAGUUUUGUGGACGGGGCGACAAUCCUUCUCGCCCCAACUUUCGUCUGUGACCUGUCGCUCAACACGUUUGCCUCGUGGCAGCAGCGAGCGCACGCGGGGAUGGGGUUGUAUGUCUUAAUGCCGACAGGCCGGCUAAGGUGUUCGCCAUGUGGAGAAAGGAUGGGAUGAGUAAAACGUCUUGCUGGGGUGUAUCGAAGGAGGGGGGGGGGGGGGGGAUCUCUUUAACCGACCGACGGCUAGGGCCUGGUGUCGGCAUGGUGAGUACCAUACAGUCCGACAAAUAGGGUUGAUUGCUUUCUUGAGGCUGGUGUAAUUUUGCGUUCUUCAGUCUGCUGUCAUACUGCCUUUCUGUUUUCGAACGGGCUCUACUAGAAAAUACGCCUCCCCGAGUAUGCGCACCUACAACACGACGGCUGUAGGCCACGGUUGGUUGCGGCUGGACACGUCUCGUUGCACCUGUUGCUUGUUUGUUCCUACUUGGUUUGUGCAGCAAUGAUCGCGUUUUAGCCCGGCCGGACUACAUGUUUUGCUUCCCGCGUGAUCCUUUUCUUUUUCGUUAAUCGAUUACGCUUCCUCCCCAUCUCGAGGGGUACGAGGGCACAUGGGAAUCCGUUUCGACUUUGUGGAGCGCAAGCUUUUUCCCCGUAUCGUCGUCCUUUUUUUUUGUUUGAUUUAUUUUGUCACAACGAAAACAUCUACACGGGUGAGAGUCUGGGCUACCCGUGUUUGUACGAUCCCUCUCGUUUUUGCUUUUGUUUGGCGAGCGGAGAUGGCUCCUUCAUGACUGCGCUCUUGGUACGUAGUGCUGACUUGUGGUGGUGCAGGUUUAUGGUGGUCAUAUGGCGUUGAAGCAAAGAGCAGGAGGGGGGGCAGAUAGGAGGGGCAUGCACACGCAUCUUCCGGCAGAAAGGGUGUGAGACGUGUGCAUUUCACGUGCACGUUUUCGUACUUUUUUUUUUGCAGUAAAACACAGGCACGCCAAAUCGGCCCUGUUUUCAAGAUGUGCGUUUCCUUGUUGUAGCAGCGGGCACCGCCGUCGUGCUUUUUUUGAAGGCAACACGAUAUCCCUUACCGUACUUUUUUUUCUCUCUGGACCAAUUGGUGCAACAAGCUGUGGGAUCUUGUUUUUUUUUUUGACACUUGUACCUCUUCAAGUAUUUAAGCUUGUGAUCACGAAAACAAGUCGUUCUCCGCCUUUGAACACUGGAAAGAGGUUACAGCGGUGUUCUAAUUAAGCAGUUUUGUUCACUGUGGUGAGUGUUCUUGAAGACCGCGGGCCAUCCCUUCGAAGAUCGUGGCUUUGGGCAGUUAUUUAUUCGGGCAGUGAUGUUGAUAGGGUUUGGGGGUGACGUUGGGUUCGAAUAAUGAGCGUCG